CAGUCAUUGUUGCUUUCGUAAGGUUUGUCUUAUCUUUCCAGUUUUUCCGAAGCUGACCAGCUGGAGCAUCAUGAAUCUGUGGUUCAGCAGUCUGACCCUGGUUGCAGGGUUGUUUCUGUGUAGCACAGCUCUGCCUCCUGAGGAAUGCCAAACCUUGGUCACGCCUUCCUCACUGGCCGACCCCUCCACGAUGUAUGGCAGGUUAAACGUGUUGGUGGGAUACACUGACCAUGAAGCAUUUAAUGGCAUCCUUAAAGUGACCGACAGCUCCUGGUUAAAAAUCAGCCCUACAUCCAGCCCAAAUAAGAUUGUAAUGAGUGAGGAGAACAAAAUGAAUGGACAGUGCUUUAGCUCAUCGGUCAACAUAACGAUCGAUGGCAACACUGCAACAACAGACGCGUAUCUGCCCUCAAUCGCAAACAUCACCAGUGUGUUCCACUUGGUGCCAAGCUGUGACGGCUGUGUGGUCUUCAACAUAAACACCACCGCCAGCAACAUGGAGCAUUUCUUAAAAUUGUUGAACAUGACCAGCACUGUUACAAAUGAUGAGAUCGUAGUUCACUCACUUUAUCUGAUGGGCAAAGAGUCAACCAUCAAGGACUCAGACAUGGAGCAUUUCAAGAAGCAGGCAAGCUGUUUCGGCUUUGACAGAGAACCAGACUUCGUGUACGACACAAAGAAAGGUUUCUGUGUUGAAGGCGAGGGCAUCCACAUUUAACUCAACUGUUUCAACAGAAACAGAGAAAGUAAAGUGAUUAAACAUCA
Messenger RNA from Seriola aureovittata, 765 nucleotides. RefSeq lists its product as uncharacterized. Lineage: Eukaryota; Metazoa; Chordata; Actinopteri; Carangiformes; Carangidae. The coding region runs from base 71 to 718 and encodes 215 amino acids. The record is from RefSeq and is a predicted model, not a curated record. The transcript has 6 exons.